This is a messenger RNA of Magnolia sinica, 802 nucleotides long. RefSeq lists its product as uncharacterized. The record is from RefSeq and is a predicted model, not a curated record. NCBI's taxonomy places the organism in Eukaryota, Viridiplantae, Streptophyta, Magnoliopsida, Magnoliales, Magnoliaceae. The transcript has a single exon. Bases 76 to 549 code for a protein of 157 amino acids.
UUCACAAUCCCCUCUCCAAAAGAAUCGUCGAGUUUUUCACUCACCUCGUCUCCUCCUCCUCCCCCUCCCAAAGGCAUGGGCAGCUGUCACUCGUGCGAGUCGACCUCCGUCGCGACUGCCAAGCUCAUCCUCCAAGACGGCAAGCUGCAGGAGUUCUCCUACCCGGUGAAGGCCUCGCACGUGCUGCAGACGGAUCCCACGUGCUUCAUCUGCAACUCCGACGAGAUGGAGUUCGACGACCUCCUGCCGGCGAUCAAUGCCGACGAGGAAUUGCAGCCAGGCCAGCUCUACUUCGCGCUGCCGCUGAGCCGGCUGCGCCACCCGCUGCAGGCGGAGGAGAUGGCUGCAUUGGCGGUGAAGGCGAGCGCCGCGCUGAGGAAGAGCUGCGGGGACAGAUGCGGGUGCCGGAGGAGGCGGGCGGUGGCGCCGGUAGUUUUCCGGCGGGAGGAGGGUUGUGGGGCCCGCCGUGGGGUGGCGGAGGAGAAGAAGAGGGUGGGUAGGGGCAGUGGUCGUAAUUUCGCGUCGAAGUUGAAUGCGAUUCCCGAAUAGAGGAGGGGUCAGGAAUAUACAGAAAUGGCGGUGGGGUCCCUUUUUUUUUGUAAAUAUUGGAAUUUUGGGGUCUUAUUAUGUAAUUCUAGGCUCAUGAUUUUAGGUUUUUAGGGUAGAUAAAAGCGAUAGAGUGCAUCCUUUGGGCUGUAGCUCUGCUCUUUUCUGGAAUUUUUGGGACAGCUGUGCCCCUGAGAUGUUCGUGAAACCACGAAUACACCACUGAAUAUAACAAAAUAAGACGAUGAAAACGCCA